AUGUCCAACCAACGUCCUUCGGCUUUCAGCAGCCUCAGAAUGGGUGAGGUGAUUCGCGAGAAAGUGCAGGACGGCCUCACGGGCGAGACCAAAGAGAUGCAGUAUACUCAGUGCAAGAUUGUGGGCAACGGCAGCUUCGGUGUAGUCUUCCAAACCAAGCUCUCACCCUCGGGCGAAGAUGCAGCCAUCAAGCGCGUGCUGCAGGACAAGCGCUUCAAGAACAGAGAGCUGCAGAUCAUGCGCAUUGUCCGUCAUCCGAACAUCGUCGAACUCAAGGCGUUCUACUACUCCAAUGGAGACAGGGUCCGAGAAACCGAUCACAAAAUGGGAGUGCAAACAGCUCUAAUGGCCGUGCAGAAAGAUGAAGUCUACCUCAACCUCGUACUCGAGUACGUUCCCGAGACCGUCUACCGGGCAUCGAGGCACUUCAACAAGCUCAAGACGACCAUGCCAAUUCUCGAGGUGAAGCUCUACAUCUACCAGCUCUUCCGCUCACUCGCCUACAUUCACUCCCAGGGCAUCUGCCACCGCGACAUCAAGCCACAGAACCUUCUCCUGGACCCGGCCUCCGGCAUCCUCAAGCUCUGCGAUUUCGGUAGCGCGAAGAUCCUGGUUGAGAACGAGCCUAACGUGUCCUACAUCUGCUCUAGGUACUACCGUGCACCAGAGCUCAUCUUCGGUGCUACUAACUAUACCACCAAGAUCGAUGUCUGGUCCACUGGUUGCGUCAUGGCAGAGCUCAUGCUCGGUCAGCCGCUCUUCCCAGGAGAGUCUGGCAUCGACCAGCUGGUGGAGAUAAUCAAGGUGCUUGGUACUCCGACUCGCGACCAGAUUCGCACUAUGAAUCCGAACUACAUGGAGCAUAAGUUUCCACAGAUCAAGCCGCAUCCAUUCAGCAAGGUGUUCCGUAAGGCCGACCCAAAUGCGAUCGACUUGAUUUCGAAGCUGCUCGAGUACACGCCGACACAGCGCCUGUCGGCAAUUGACGCCAUGGUGCAUCCAUUCUUCGACGAGCUCAGGGAUCCAGCCACGAAGCUGCCGGACUCGCGCCACUCCAACGGAGCGAACAAGGAUUUGCCAAAUCUCUUCGACUUUUCUCACCAUGAAUUGUCAAUUCGCCCUGACCUGAACGAGAAGCUCGUACCGGCCCACAUGAAGUCGACUCUGGCCGCCAAGGGCUUAGAUAUCGACAAUCUGACACCUCUCACCAAGGAUCAGAUGAUAGCUCGUCUGGAUUGA
Messenger RNA from Fulvia fulva, 1239 nucleotides. Its product is annotated as Glycogen synthase kinase 1. The record is from RefSeq and is a predicted model, not a curated record. The coding region runs from base 1 to 1239 and encodes 412 amino acids. Gene Ontology annotation, molecular function: protein serine/threonine kinase activity; protein serine/threonine/tyrosine kinase activity; ATP binding. Lineage: Eukaryota; Fungi; Ascomycota; Dothideomycetes; Mycosphaerellales; Mycosphaerellaceae. Gene Ontology annotation, biological process: protein phosphorylation; signal transduction. The transcript has 6 exons. Gene Ontology annotation, cellular component: cytoplasm.